UAGAAAAAUUAAAAUUCAAAAAAAAAAGGAAGGGAUAAUUUGUAGAACCAAGCGUAGAAACGAUAGGCUCCUAGUUCCUAAAUUAUACAGAGUUAAUAUUGCGAAUCAAACCCCACAAGUUUCUCAAAAUCCCUCCCAUUUUUUUAGCUUAGGGUUUUCUUAUUAAAUUUUUACAUAUAAAUAAAUUGGUAUUAAUCCGACACAGAACGGCAGAAGAUCUAUCUGAGGGAGUUGUCGUUUCACCACCAUUUUGCUAACGAUUACAAAAAAAACCGGGUGUACACGGAUGUACGACAGUGGCGCUGAAUUAGGUGAGACAUACAUGUUUAAUCCACACAUACUACAUGUUUUACAGAGCAAAGGCCAUUUAUUAUUACUAAAUUUAUCAAACAUGCAUGAUUAUAUAUAGAUGUGUAUUCCUCAUAAAAUUAUCCCAUUAUAGAUCUUGAAUAACGCAUGUCUUCUUGCUUAAUUAAAUUCGGCUGGAAUCGCCAAUGUCAAGCAAAGCCAAGCUUUCACAGUAGGUUGCUGAUUGAAGUUCAAGAGCAGAUCUGUAGUCAUACCCCUCCAGUUUCUUGAAGGAACCGCCAUGGGCAGAAUUGUAAAACACCAGCUCUGUUCCCAGCUUAAGCAAAAACUCAGCCCCAUUUUCUGACAUAUACACCACAGACACAUAACCUCUGAAAUCACCACAAGGCAGCAAAGAGACAGAAGACACUUUAGUCCAAGAUUCAACCAGCCCAUACUGCUUCAUCACCCACACAUCCACCAUCUUCUCUGCAGAAGAUAUGUAACAAGCUGCCAGGUGCUUACCAUCCAGAACCUCAAGUUUCAAGCGAAAUUUCUCAUUUUUAAAGAUUUGAGGAAUUGAUAUGGUCUUAUACUUGCCCUCCAUUAUACCCAGAUCGAUGGCAAUAAUUUCCCAGAAAUCAUCCGCGUGGCGAAUUUCCCAGAAAUCAUCCGCGUGGCGAAUUUCCCAGUGAAGAGCUCCAUUGAGAAAGACCCCGCAUUUUCCGUUUAUAUACCCACUGCUAAACCCAGACAUCAUAGUCCAAGAAUCAGUCUUUAAGCUAUAAGACUGGACUUCAUUGUCAUAUCUACCCCCGGAUUGGUAGAAACUGGAGACUUUUAUGAGUUUGUAAUCCUCUGUGUGUUCAUCGAAACCGAACCCAUAUCUGACAUAGCAUCCGGUCUUUCUCUGAACCCAAAGAUCUGGGAAUUCCCGGGAUUUUCUUGUUGAAGGAUUCCAUAUGAGCAGUUUGAGAGCAACAGUGGAGAGGCAGAUCAGCCCUUUACAAGAACCUAAGAUUCUCGGAGAUUUACAGGGAGAAGUGGACAAACGGCUGAGAUCGGGUAAAACCAGAGAGGGAUUCUCACGGGAAAAUGAAUGAAUGGAACAGACUCUCCCCUGGCCGGAGAUUGUAGCAAGGAGGAGAAGUCGCCGGCUUUCGUGUUUUUGGGCGGAUAUUUCCCUAUGGGCGAUGACAAAGCGUUGGCUUGAGAUCAAGAAUCGCCAUGAUUUCGAAACGGAUAUGAAUCGCAGGAGGCAUUCCACGGGCAAUCUUGUUAGAAUUUCUGUGAUGAUUUCUGGGGGGAGAUUGGGCAGCGUUAGGGAUUCUUGGAGUGAAAGAACGGUCGUUUCUUGAGAUGGUGGGCACUCCCUUUGGGCCACACUCGCCAUCGAUAUUUCGUAGGUGGACUGAUCUGGUUCGGAUAUAUUCUGAUAAUACCAGAUAUGGUAUGUGAUCAUUUUUACCAAAAAUGAAGUACGUAUAUAUUGAUUGAGGAUUGAAGGGGUAGCUCCGACCUCGUACGGAGCUUUCAAUUAUUACUAGUAUUAUAUUCCCAACAAUGACUUGGAAAAGUCCUCACUUGUAUUCAGAUUAUAUGGUGCUAGAGGGUACACGUCCGUUCCCCAUUUUCCACAUAUUCCUAAUUACUUUUCCUUCUUUUUUCUUUGGAUAAGUCUCUUCUGCACAUCGGGUAACAUGCUCAUUGUUUUAUUUUUUUCGCUUUGUAAAGAGAAUUGUGGCGUCAUUCGGGUGAUGCUAUGAUACUCCGUAAUAUAAAGAGUGUUGUGCAUUACCUUUUUUCAAAGUAAACAAAUUCUCUUUACAAAAAUGAAAAACUAUCAUCUCAACACAGACAAAAAAAAACUAGCGUGUAACUCAUCGUGUACACUAAGAAAGAUUUAUUUUCUUUGAUUUGUAGUAUAAUUUGUUGCAUACCUAGUUUUAAUGUUUCUUAUCUAAAAUUUUAAGAUAUUAUUUGAGAUGACCUGAUGGAGUAUAUGGCCCAGGAACCCCCGACCCAUAGACUCCCACUACUAUAGUGAAGGCCCAAUAGGCUCAGGAAGCACAGCAGGCCCAAAUCACAGCGCCCCAAGUACCAAACAGCCCAUGCCGAAUAUUGGGGGUGCCUUCGGUAUCUAGAGUACAGUACCAAACAGCCCACGACGAACACUGGGGGUGCCCACGACGAACACUGGGGGUCACGGGCUUACAGUACAGUUGCUUUUAAGCACUCAAAGUGUCUGGGAGAAAGCGGCGAAAACAGUAGCCCUCGGUAUCUAGAGCCCUCGGCACCUAGAGGCCCCCGGGAUGAAGAGCCUUCGGCUAAUCAUUUACGGCCGAAGGCUUCUCCUCGACAGAAUCUCCCACCCACAUGCGCUGGAUCAACGUACCGAGUACAAACGUCACAUCCAACCACCGCAUUUAAUGCGGCCACAUGCGAGUGUUAACGUCAUCCCGUUGAGGUGACCCCUCGACCAUCAGAAUGAUGACACCGAUCGUUAACAACAAACCUGAAAAGCUAAUUGAACUAACUUUAGAAGAUCCAGAGUACGUUCCUAAUCUUCAAAAUCUUAUAUGGUAUUGUAUUGAGUUUGAUUCCUAUUCAUUUAUGAUGAAUCUCUUUUUUUGUAGCGGAAAUCGAAUUGGAUGCACAUUGUGGAACAAUUACUGCAAGCAGUUCACUGAUUUUUAUGCUUCUCACAACAAGGAACCCAUCUACAUCAUCUUAUAAAUGGGAAGACCUAGACGCUAUCAAGGUCAAGUGUUUGUUGGUAAAUCUUAUGAUGUUUCCAAAUUGAUAAUAAAUGGUUCUACCCCAGAGUUCGAAGACUACAAAGCACAAUUCGGACCAGAUGAAGAUAAUACAACAAUGACUACCUUCACUACAAAUUCAAUGGGUCAAGGCAGUGAGGACGUUUUUAGAGGAAAGGCUACUAUCACAAACAUUGCUGAUUUGCUAAAGGAACCGCAGGAUGGAACCUAUUGGCUACUUGGUGAGAUUGUAUCACUAGACAACUACAAGGACUGGUGUUACCUUAGCUGCCCAACAUGCAACAAGAAAAUCAAGCCAGAAGAUGAAAGGUUUAGAUGCAUCACAUGUGAUACAACUCUUCCCGAGGGGAUUUUGAGAUACAAAGUUUCAGUUUGUGUCAUGGAUGACUCAGGUCACACUACAUUCACCUUAUGGGAUAGGGAAUGUAUUGACAUUGUUGGUAAAACAACAGCAGCAUUGAGGAACGAAGUUGAAAAGGUUUUUCAAAACACUUUUAAUUUACAUUUGUGAUGGUUACUCACUACGAUUUUCAUUUCCAGAAAACUGGAGAUCCAACCCACUUCCCAGAGGACAUAGAGGCUAUAAUUGAUCAAAGAGGCAUCUUCAAAAUUCAAAUCAAAGCAAGAGACGAAAGUAGUUCUUACAAAGGUCUGGUUUCUUUUGGGAUUCUUGCAAUGAUACGAGAUAGAUCUAUCUUGGACCUUUACACCAAAAAUGAAAGCCAUUCACUAGAAAUGGAUGAGAACGCAGAUGUAGAGAAGUAUACAGGCUGUUUUGAUUGAAGAUGAUGAUUUCGUGUCACCGACCCAAGUUCAAGACAGAGACGAAAGGAGGUUAACUGAAAAGAGUCAGGAAGUGGAUUGCCAAGAAACACCAACAGCUAAUCGGAAAAGUGGCCAUAUUGAAGGGAACGAACAACUUAAGAGGAAUCUGAAUGACCAGUUUUCAGCUAACGGAAACAACAAAAGGAGGAGUAUACGCAUAAAGAUUGAGAAAGAAUAGGGGAGACUUAACCUCAGGCUCGGCUACAUUUUGUUGACG
Molecule: messenger RNA, 4107 nt
Organism: Cuscuta europaea
Lineage: Eukaryota; Viridiplantae; Streptophyta; Magnoliopsida; Solanales; Convolvulaceae
Source: the annotation of a GenBank genome assembly